AUGUCUUUCUUUCUUAUGGAUUUGUCUUUCUAUUUUUCCUUGGAUUUAGAGUGUUUUCGACAGAGUUUCUCAUUGAGAGCUUUCUUUUUUUCUUUCUGCCCAUGGAUUGAUUCUAUCUCGAGAGUUUCUUUAGAGUGUCUAUAUUGCCUUGAGAGCUAUUUUGAUAAAUUCUUGGAUUCUUUCUAUCUUUCUUGUGGAUUCUUUUGGAUUCAUUUCUUUGGAUUCUUUCUUAUCUUUUGCACAGUUAGAAAUCAUUCUUUAAUACUGGAUCUAUUCUUGAAAAAUCAACAUUUAACCAAACUGUUAACAGUCGUCAGAUUCUGUGUAUCUUUUCAUCGGUUUCUUUAUAAUUACUUUCUCAUUUUCCUUUUUCCUUCUUUCUUUCUUUCUUUCUUUCUUUCUUUUUUUUUUUGCUUGCCUUCUGCUCUUUAUUUCUUUAAAUUGCCAUAUUUCCUUGGUUUCUGUUCUGCUCUUUCUUUCUUUCUUUCUUUCUUUUUUCUUUUGAUUUUUUGUUCUUUCCUAUCAUUCUUCCUUCCAUUCUUUUCUUUCAAUUUUUUUCUCUUUUUCCUUCUUUCUUUUUUCUUUCUUUCUUUCUUUUUUUCUUUCUUUUCUUUCUUUUUUUUUGACUUGCCGCCUUCUGCUCUUUAUUUCUUUAAAUUGCCAUAUUUCCUUGGUUUCUGUUCUGCUCUUUCUUUCUUUCUUUCUUUCUUUCUUGAUUUUUUGUUCUUUUUCUAUCAUUCUUCCUUCCAUUCUUUCUUUCAAUUCUUUACUUUCUGUUUUUUUUUCUUUCUUUUUCUUUCUUUUUCUUUCUUUUUUCUUUUUUUUUGA
This is a messenger RNA of Acanthosepion pharaonis, 828 nucleotides long. NCBI's taxonomy places the organism in Eukaryota, Metazoa, Mollusca, Cephalopoda, Sepiida, Sepiidae. The record is from the annotation of a GenBank genome assembly.